Chenopodium quinoa (quinoa) is the source of this 513-nucleotide messenger RNA. Its product is annotated as ribosomal L1 domain-containing protein CG13096-like. Bases 1 to 513 code for a protein of 170 amino acids. The record is from RefSeq and is a predicted model, not a curated record. NCBI's taxonomy places the organism in Eukaryota, Viridiplantae, Streptophyta, Magnoliopsida, Caryophyllales, Amaranthaceae. The transcript has a single exon.
AUGGCUAACAAUGGUAGUUCUGGUGAUGGUGAUUAUGAUUCUUUUAGAGCCCGUCUUCUACAGAUGCACAAUGAAUUGGCUAAACUUACAGCCGAGCGUAGUCGUAAGUUACAUGAAUUAUUGGUGUUGAGUAAGAAACUAAGUCAGAUUCGGAGCCAGCGCAUUGGUGAAAUUUAUCGAGAUGUUGAUCAAAUGGUUCCUAGGGGUACGUUCCUGGGUGUGGGAAAUGAAGGGCCUUCUGAAAUGAGGAAUGCAGCGAGAGGAGUGAAUUUGAUGGGUCGGGAUGCUGGUGAGGAGCAUGCGGAAGUGUUGGAAGAUGUGGAGAUGAUGCAGGCAAAGAACGAACCUGAUGAUGAAGAUGACGAUGAAGAUGACGAAGAUGGAGAUGAAGAUGACGAAGAUGAUGAUGGUGAGGAUGGUGAGGAGGAGGAGGCUGAACAUGGAGAAGAUGGCAAAGAUGAUGAUGAUGUUGAGGAGAGUUCGAGUUCUGAAGGUGGGGGUGGUGGUAUCUAA